Camellia sinensis is the source of this 3714-nucleotide messenger RNA. Its product is annotated as valine--tRNA ligase, mitochondrial 1. The record is from RefSeq and is a predicted model, not a curated record. Gene Ontology annotation, molecular function: valine-tRNA ligase activity; ATP binding; aminoacyl-tRNA deacylase activity. Gene Ontology annotation, biological process: valyl-tRNA aminoacylation. NCBI's taxonomy places the organism in Eukaryota, Viridiplantae, Streptophyta, Magnoliopsida, Ericales, Theaceae. Gene Ontology annotation, cellular component: cytosol.
UAUGAAUAGCAGCCCCUCUUGCGUUGCGCGUAAGCACAACUUCAGCCCAGCCAAAGCCAACCCUCAUUAGGGUUUUACACGAGCCGUUAUCCUUCCAACCCAGAGAGAGAGAGAGAGCGCCAUUGAUUUCAGUAGUGAUUCUCGAUUCGAAAGCAACGACAAUGGUGGAAACAGAGGCAAAACCCCAGGUCGAAGAUCCUGAAAAGAAGAAGAAGAAAGAAGAAAAGGCCAGAGAGAAAGAAUUGAAAAAGCUUAAGGCUGCACAAAAAGCAGAGGCAGCUAAGCUUAAGGCACAACAAGCAUCUAGUACUUUAAAGACGAGUAAGCGAAAGAACUUAAAGAGGGAGACAGGGGAAGAAAACCCUGAGGAUUUUGUUGAUCCAGAAACUCCUUUUGGUGAGAUGAAACACCUUUCUCAGAAAAUGGCUAAGCAAUACAGUCCGACAGCAGUAGAGAAAUCAUGGUAUGCGUGGUGGGAGAAAUCAGGCUUCUUUGUGGCAGAUUCUUGCAGCUCCAAACCGCCAUUUGUGAUUGUUCUGCCACCUCCAAAUGUGACUGGAGCCCUGCACAUAGGUCAUGCCCUUACUUCUGCCAUCCAGGAUACUAUUAUUCGCUGGCGUAGAAUGUCUGGAUACAAUACCUUGUGGGUGCCUGGGAUGGAUCAUGCUGGGAUAGCGACACAGGUGGUUGUGGAGAAGAAAAUCAUGCGGGAAAGGAAAUUAACCAGACAUGAUGUUGGCCGUGAGAAAUUUGUAUCUGAAGUGUGGAAUUGGAAGAAUGAGUACGGUGGCACCAUAUUGAAACAGCUAAGAUGCCUGGGUGCUUCUCUUGAUUGGUCUCGUGAGUGCUUCACAAUGGAUGAGAAAAGAUCCAAGGCUGUCACAGAGGCUUUUGUUAGACUUUACAAGGAAGAUCUUAUUUAUAGGGAUCUGAGGCUAGUGAAUUGGGAUUGCAUCUUGCGUACUGCAAUAUCUGACAUUGAAGUUGAAUAUUUGGACAUCAAAGAAAGGACACAGUUAAAGGUUCCUGGGUAUGAAAACCCGGUGGAGUUUGGUGUUUUGACAUCAUUUGCUUACCCUCUGGAAGGAGGAUUGGGUGAAAUUGUUGUGGCAACUACUAGAGUGGAAACAAUGCUUGGUGAUACUGGAAUUGCGAUACAUCCUGAUGACCCAAGAUACAGUCAUCUUCAUGGAAAAUUUGCCAUUCAUCCAUUCAAUGGAAGAAAACUUCCCAUAGUUUGCGAUGCAAUACUUGUUGAUCCUAAUUUUGGGACUGGUGCUGUUAAGAUUACUCCAGCCCAUGAUCCAAAUGAUUUUGAGGUUGGAAAGCGCCAUAAUCUUGACUUCAUCAACAUCUUUACUGAUGAUGGGAAAAUAAAUAGUAAUGGUGGUUCAGAGUUUGCAGGGAUGCCACGUUUCAAAGCCCGUGAGGUUGUGACAGAAGCUAUACAGAGAAAGGGCCUGUAUAGAGGUGCCAAAAAUAAUGAGAUGCGCCUUGGCAUUUGUUCAAGAAGCAAUGAUGUUGUGGAGCCCCUAAUAAAGCCUCAGUGGUAUGUAAACUGCAACAGUAUGGCCAAGCAAGCUCUUGAUGCUGUAUUUGACGACAAAAAUAGGAAAAUGGAGAUCAUUCCAAAACAAUAUGCUGCUGAAUGGAAGAGAUGGCUUGAGAACAUUCGUGAUUGGUGUAUCUCAAGGCAGCUUUGGUGGGGUCACCGUAUUCCUGCAUGGUAUGUGACUCUUGAGGGUGAUGAAUUGAAAGAACUUGGUGCAUACAAUGAUCACUGGGUGGUUGCUAGAAAUGAGGAAGAGGCUCAAACAGAGGCUAACCGAAUAUUUCCUGGGAAGAAACUUCAGAUGUCUCAAGAUCCUGAUGUCCUGGACACCUGGUUUUCUUCUGGUCUUUUUCCGUUAUCUGUAUUAGGUUGGCCAGAUGAUACAAAUGAUUUGAAGGCAUUUUAUCCAACUUCAGUUCUUGAAACUGGGCAUGACAUUCUCUUCUUCUGGGUUGCCCGUAUGGUGAUGUUAGGAAUUAAGCUGGGAGGUGAUGUACCUUUCACAAAGGUUUAUUUGCAUCCCAUGAUCCGUGAUGCACAUGGACGGAAGAUGUCCAAGUCUUUGGGAAAUGUUAUUGAUCCUCUUGAAGUAAUAAAUGGAAUAACCCUCGAAGGUCUUCAGAAGAGGCUAGAGGAGGGUAACUUAGAUCCAUUGGAAUUGGAAGUUGCGAAAGAGGGACAAAAGAAGGACUUUCCUGAUGGUAUUUCUGAAUGUGGUGCUGAUGCUCUUCGUUUUGCCCUUGUUUCUUACACAGCACAGUCUGAUAAAAUAAAUCUGGACAUCCAAAGGGUUGUUGGGUAUCGCCAAUGGUGUAAUAAACUUUGGAAUGCUGUGCGAUUUGCCAUGAGCAAACUAGGAGAUAAUUACACCCCUCCAACAAAUGUGGUUCCAGAUAUCAUGCCAUUUAACUGCCAGUGGAUUCUCUCCGUGUUGAACAAGGCCAUAUCAAAAGCUGUGACAUCUCUGGACUCGUAUGAAUUUUCUGAUGCUGCUACUGCAGUAUAUUCAUGGUGGCAGUUCCAGUUGUGUGAUGUGUUUAUUGAAGCCGUCAAGCCUUACUUUGCCAGUGAUGCUGAAGCAUUUGCUUCUGAAAGGAGUUAUGCACAAGACACCUUGUGGGUGUGUCUGGAUAAUGGGCUACGGUUACUUCAUCCAUUCAUGCCUUAUGUCACUGAAGAAUUGUGGCAGCGCCUUCCUUCACCAAAGGAUUGUACAAGGAAAGGAUCAAUUAUGAUUAGCGAGUAUCCAUCAGUAGUAGAGUGCUGGACAAAUGAGAAAGUAGAGUAUGAGAUGGAUAUGGUUGAGUCAGCCGUGAAAUCACUCAGGUCACUCAGGGCGUUGAUGCCUGCAAAAGAAAGGCAUGAAAGGCGAGAAGCAUAUGCACUUUGCCGAAACGAUGCAGUUGCGGAGAUCAUUAAAGGCCAUGAACAUGAGAUUUCUACACUUGCCACUUCAUCAUCUCUAAAGUUUCUGAGAGAGAUUGAUGCUGCUCCAGUUGGAUGUGCCGUGUCUGUUGUAAACGAAUCUCUUUCUGUUUAUCUCAAGCUUCAAGGAACUCUUAAUGCAGAAGCAGAACGUGAAAAGCUCAGGAAAAGGAUGGAAGAUAUACAAAAGCAACGGGACAACCUAACAAAGAUGAUGGAUGCUUCUGGCUACCAAGAGAAGGUUCCUACCCAUGUUCAUGAAGAGAACGUAGCAAAGCUUUCGACGCUCAUGCAAGAACUUUUGUCUUUUGAAGAAGCUAGCCAACAUCUGGAACGUGAAAUUGCAGCAGCAGAAGCAUCAGCAAAUGAUGACAAUUGAACCUCAAAUUCAUGUAUUCUGAUUCAUGGGCCUUGUGACAUUGCAAAGCCUCAAGAGAAGUGAGUGGUUGAAUAUUUGUAUUCACUCUGAUUUAAAUUUGUAUUCCCAUUGUUGUUGAAUGUGAGCUUUUUCUGAUUUUUAUCAGAAUGGUGAUUUUGUCAUACUCCUAUUUUUGACAGGGAAAACAUGAAUCUAAUCAAAAUACAAGUUGUCUAUUGUUGUUGGACAUGCUUGUGUACAAGGUGCACAGCACAGGCCUUGUUUGGGAUUUUGAAUAUUUUUUAGUGAUUUUUAAAGUAGGUCUUGUUAUUUUCUUUCUUGGAUGUUGUUUGCUUUAUAUUACUAUAACUGCUUUUCA